GCUGCCCGAGCAGGCCGCGUGCGGGCCGCCGGGCCCGAGGCCGGAGCCAUGGGCGAGACCAAGAUCAUCUACCACCUGGACGGACAGGAGACGCCGUACCUGGUGAAGCUGCCCCUGCCCGCUGAGCGCGUCACCUUGGCGGACUUUAAGGGCGUUCUGCAGCGACCCAGCUAUAAGUUCUUCUUCAAGUCUAUGGACGACGAUUUCGGGGUGGUGAAGGAAGAAAUCUCAGAUGACAAUGCCAAGCUUCCCUGCUUCAAUGGCCGAGUGGUAUCCUGGCUGGUGUCAGCUGAGGGCUCACACCCAGAGCCAGCGCCCUUCUGUGCUGACAACCCUUCGGAGCUGCCACCACCCAUGGAGCGCACAGGAGGCAUUGGGGACUCCCGGCCCCCAUCCUUCCACCCUCACGCUGGUGGGGGCAGCCAGGAGAACCUGGACAAUGACACAGAGACAGACUCCUUGGUGUCUGCCCAGCGGGAGCGGCCACGCCGGAGGGACGUUCCAGAGCACACAACCCGGCUAAAUGGAACUGCCAAGGGGGAGCGGCGGCGAGAGCCAGGGGGCUAUGACAGCUCAUCCACCCUUAUGAGCAGCGAGUUGGAGACCACCAGCUUCUUUGAUUCAGAUGAGGAUGACUCCACCAGCAGGUUCAGCAGUUCCACUGAGCAGAGCAGCGCCUCACGCCUGAUGAGACGACACAAGCGGCGGCGGCGGAAGCAGAAAGUUUCACGGAUUGAGCGGUCCUCGUCCUUCAGCAGCAUCACGGAUUCCACCAUGUCACUCAACAUCAUCACGGUCACGCUCAACAUGGAAAAGUAUAACUUCUUGGGCAUCUCCAUUGUGGGCCAAAGCAACGAGCGUGGUGACGGAGGCAUCUACAUUGGCUCUAUCAUGAAGGGUGGGGCCGUGGCUGCCGAUGGACGCAUUGAGCCAGGAGACAUGCUGUUGCAGGUAAAUGAAAUCAACUUUGAGAACAUGAGUAAUGAUGAUGCAGUCCGAGUGCUGCGCGAGAUUGUGCACAAGCCUGGGCCCAUCACCCUGACUGUAGCCAAGUGCUGGGACCCAAGUCCACGUGGCUGCUUCACCCUGCCCAGGAGUGAGCCCAUCCGGCCCAUUGACCCUGCUGCCUGGGUCUCCCACACAGCAGCCAUGACUGGCACCUUCCCUGCCUACGGCAUGAGCCCCUCCCUGAGCACCAUCACCUCAACCAGCUCCUCCAUCACCAGUUCCAUUCCUGACACAGAGCGCCUAGAUGACUUCCACCUGUCCAUCCACAGUGACAUGGCAGCCAUUGUGAAAGCCAUGGCCUCCCCUGAAUCCGGGCUGGAGGUCCGAGACCGCAUGUGGCUCAAGAUUACCAUCCCCAAUGCUUUCAUCGGCUCGGAUGUGGUGGACUGGCUGUACCACAACGUGGAAGGCUUCACUGACCGGCGGGAGGCCCGCAAGUACGCCAGCAACCUGCUGAAAGCUGGCUUCAUCCGCCACACCGUCAACAAGAUCACCUUCUCUGAGCAGUGCUACUAUAUCUUCGGUGACCUCUGCGGUAACAUGGCUAACCUGUCCCUCCAUGAUCACGAUGGCUCCAGUGGCGCCUCAGACCAGGACACGCUGGCCCCUUUGCCGCACCCGGGAGCUGCCCCUUGGCCCAUGGCUUUCCCUUACCAGUACCCACCACCUCCACAUCCCUACAACCCGCACCCAGGUUUCCCUGAAUUGGGCUACAGCUAUGGUGGGGGCAGCGCCAGCAGUCAGCACAGCGAAGGCAGCCGGAGCAGUGGGUCCAACCGCAGUGGCAGCGACCGUCGGAAGGAGAAGGACCCGAAGGCCGGGGACUCAAAGUCAGGUGGCAGCGGCAGUGAGUCGGAUCACACAACUCGAAGCAGCCUGCGGGGGCCACGAGAGCGGGCACCCAGUGAGCGCUCCGGUCCCGCAGCCAGUGAGCACAGCCACCGAAGUCACCACUCACUGGCCAGCAGCCUGCGCAGCCACCACACUCACCCAAGCUACGGCCCCCCUGGCGUGCCCCCUCUCUACGGCCCCCCCAUGCUGAUGAUGCCCCCACCGCCUGCAGCCAUGGGGCCCCCAGGAGCCCCUCCGGGCCGUGACCUGGCCUCCGUGCCCCCUGAACUGACCGCCAGCAGACAGUCUUUCCGCAUGGCCAUGGGAAACCCCACCAAGAAUUUCGGGCUGUUUGACUUUCUGUGAACCCCCAGCAAGGGGAGGCCCAGCCUCGGAGGAGACCAGGAACCCAGCUUCAGCAGCCCCUCAGGGCUUCCCAAGGAUAUUCAGCCCCCACACCCGCACUUCAACAUGUUGAGUCACUAGACUUCUGGGGAGGAUCCCCGCUUCUCAUCCAUCUGUGAGACUCUGUUCCCCUUUCCAGAGAGUACCUGCUGUUCAUGAGCUCACUCUCUCUCACAUUGGUGUGCACACAAACGCAAAUGUAUACACACGUGCCUAUGCAAAUUUGCUUAAUCUCAGGGCUGGUCCCUGGUAAGGGGGCUGGACCCUCUCUCUUAGUCCUCUCCCACAUUAUGGGGCUGGUCCCCUUCCCUUUUCCCUUCCUCAGAGCCUCAAACCUCCCACACGUGUCCCUAUCAUCUUCCUACCAGAAUAAAGCCCAUAAGCUAGGUCUCAGGCUGGACUCAGCAGAGGAUUCCCUCAGAAAAUGAACAAGCUAUUCUCACCCUGGCCCCCAAGCAUCACCCCUUCCCCUGUUUUCACAAUCACCAUAUUAGCCCAAGGCAAGAUUGGGCAGAGGGACUUGAGGGACUUUCAGACAGAGUGCAUGUUUUCUUUUUUAUCUUCUACUUCACUUGAAACGAAUCAGGUGACUUUGUCUUUAAACUUCUUUCUAUAAAUUCUGACUUACCUGGGCUCCCAUAUUUUUAGGACUGGGUUGUCAAAUGUGAAAUGAAGUCCUAAGCAAAAUUUUGGCCUUCAUUCAUUUAAAAAAUACUUCCUGGAUUUUGGGUGAGUGAGGGCUUUGUUGGAAGUAUGACUCAGUUUUAACCUGCCUUCUAAGAUCUCUGGAUUUGCUCCCAAACCAGAUUAUGGCUUCCUUUAUAGGGCUACCUCCUGUUCUCUUCCUUCUCUGACUCUCUUAAGAAUUACUCCACUGUUGUUCAUGCCUCCAGUAUUGAUGCUCCCAAUGUUCUGUCUCGUUCACUUCUCUAUUUACUCCCCAAAUGUUGUCAUCCAUCCUUAUGCCCUCAUCUGCCACUGACAUGCCGUUGGUCACCAGAUAUACAUAUAACAUAUAUGUAUACAUAUCUCCAGUCCUAAGUUCCUUCCAAUCUUUAGAACUAUAUUUUAGUCACCCACUGAACAUCUCCUUGGAUAUGUCCACAGUGACUCAACUCAUUUUCCCCACCAAGUGUGGUUAUCCUGAAUUCCAGUCCUGAUAACUUUCAUUACAAUCUACAUAGACUUGCCAUCUACAAACAUUUAUAGACUUAAAAUUCCUUAUUAGCAUCGUAUCUCCAUUCCACUCCAACAAUCUUGUGAAUCUGGCCCUUCCUUUCUCCUCUCCUCUAGUUCACUGGAGCAUAGGAUUUGAAGUCAGGUUGUUCUGGGUUUGAAUCCCAGCUCUGCUUUUUGAUUGCGUGAUAGGAGAGUUAUUUAAUCUCUCUGAGCCUCAGUUCCCUCAUAUGUAAAAUGACAAUAAUAAUACCUACCUCACAGGGUUGUUGUGAGGAUUUAAAUUAGAUAUUGUACGAGAAGUGCCUAGCACAGUGCCUGGCACACGGUAGAAUAGGUGCUCAAUAAAUGGUAGCUAUUAUUAAUA
Messenger RNA from Condylura cristata (star-nosed mole), 3787 nucleotides. It is a transcript of the gene DVL3, whose product is annotated as dishevelled segment polarity protein 3. Gene Ontology annotation, biological process: canonical Wnt signaling pathway; intracellular signal transduction. Gene Ontology annotation, molecular function: frizzled binding. The transcript is spliced from 16 exons. Bases 49 to 2205 code for a protein of 718 amino acids. Gene Ontology annotation, cellular component: cytosol. The record is from RefSeq and is a predicted model, not a curated record. Lineage: Eukaryota; Metazoa; Chordata; Mammalia; Eulipotyphla; Talpidae.